GCGCCGGGGGCAGACGCGGCCGCUGUUCGCUUGCUCCGUGCCACCCAGCCUCGCCGCUCGCGUCGUGCCGAAACACAGGUUCCUCCUGUGGGAAGACCGGUUCUCGCUGCUGCUGGAACACGUCUUGACGCCGGUUGAUCCUCAUCUGCAGAUGUGCCGCGGGCUGGUGGUGGGCUGCUGGCUGAUGGUCGCCCUGGCGCAGCAGCGACUCGCCGCCGCUGUGACGCCCGCCCCGCACCAGCCCUCUCCUGCUCCGGGCGUGACGUGCUACACGUGCGUGAACGUGUCGGACAACCUGAUCUGCAACCAGUACGCCAUCGACCGGCCCUGUCCGCACGGGGACGAAUUCUGCCACACACUUCACGUAAUGGAUUCACAUGGAGAGAGUGUUGUCGUCAACAAGAAGUGCGCCAACGGAACCGAGUGCACGCCCCAGAGGGUUGGCUGUGUCGUGAUCGACGCGCAGAGGGUAUGUGUCUCCUGUUGUGACGAAAUGUACUGCAACGAGGCUGUUCCGACUAACCAUAGCACUGCUGUGUUCUCCAACACAAGAACCCGCUCAGCGGAGAAAGCUGUUGAGAAGAAUGUCAGCAACAGAUGCAGCGUGCGUGGGCUUCCCUUCUGUGACUUCAUCAUGGUAGCACUGAUGCUGUAUCACAUUCUGUAAUACACAAAAUGGAACUUUAAAAAUUGGUGUUGAACCGCUAACUAUAUCAUGAAUACUGAAACGAAAUUUUGUUUCAAAGGAUUAUAUAAUUAUAAGACAAAAAUUAAAAAUUAACGUUAUUUGUGACCUCACUUACCAAAGGGAAGAUGUGACGUUUCAGUGUCAGCAAUUAACGGAAGACAGUAUUUCCUUUUAUAUCACAAAGUAUAAAAAUGAUAACUAUUGUCAGAACAAUCAUUCCAGAAUAAUUCGAAACAUGUUAUUAGACACUUCAUAAUUUUACCCCUUUUCUUCCGAACAUCGAGUCCGGUUAUAGCCUCCAUCACAUUAUUACAUUGAGGUGCUGGGGAAAAAAUGCACCUUCAUGGAAUGGCAAGAGUUGUAACACUUUAAAUACAACUACAAAAUUACAGUAAAGAAAUUCCUAAAAACUUGGAAAAACAUCAGCCUUAAAUUACUGUUAAGUAUUUUAUGUUUCUCGGCAGCCAUUGGAUAACACUUUUGUAAGUAUUUUUAGCAUUUUAUUAUGCACAGCACGGAUCACUAAUUAUUCACAGCUAUUAAAAUAGCAGAAAACUGUAAACCAAUUACAUGCUUUAUAACAGUGGCAGACGACUUCGCCACGUACUACACAAACGCUCUGAACUUUCCUUGAGCUAUUCUGAACUGUCCGCAUCUGCUGUCGUGCUUCAUUUCACAAUCGUUCUCCGUCACUAAUUGUUGUUUUUUAAAUAACUGGACCACUGCCGGAGAUAACAAAAGUAUGUAAACUUGCUUAAUCUGUUUCAUAUGCUUCCUUGGAUCCCCAGAAGGCUUACCAUUGUACUAUAAUUCACUGUCUACUAACUGACUUUGCAGAAAUGUGAAAGUUCCAUAUUACCACUGAAAAUGUUUUUGCAAUUGUCAUUGUUGAUUGUUGUCAUUGUUAAUGUUUCUCUAAAUUCUGCUAACUUCACUGCCAGUAUUUUAAAUGUUCACUUAUUUAGCCUCCAACCUUAGUUUUGUUUCCGUAACUUAAGAUAGAGAAUAGCACAUAAUUUCUUCUUUCGGUCCAUUUUAUUUUCUACAAAUAAAAUAUUGUUGCUCUUACUUCCUUGACUAAUACCAGAUUUGUAGGAAGCUUCUACAUACUGCUGGAAUAUUUCUCAAGUCACGUAAUUUUCUCAGAAAUCCGUGUUCAUAUGAACUGAGUUUAUCGCAAACCAUGUGAGUCAGAGUUUAUGUGACACAAACAAUCACCUCCUGACCCAUCACUGAAAGGAUCAAUGUUUGUAUACUACGUAAAGGAAAACUUUGCUAAAGUACACAGUGUGAAAAUGUGGAGUGGACUUGUCAGAUCUGUAAACUGUAAACCAGUAUGAGAACUCUGGAUAGAGCCAAACGCAACAUAAACGUCAUUUCACAUAUUAGGCAUUGUAAAACUCAUAUACAGUAUACAACCAGCUCACGAUUACCACUGCCAUUAUAAAUCGUGUUUGAGAAUCCAAUUCUGGACAACAAAUAUCGAAGAUAACCUUUCAUUUCAUAAUUCACUUACUUUAGAUACGGUCAUGUUUAAGAAUCGAAUGUAGAUAAAGUAGAAGAUAAGUUUUAACUUCAUACUUCAUUUAAUUCAAAUAGAGCUAAUAAUUUAAUAACAUGAUAGAAAACGGAAUAAGGAUGCCUGGUGCAAAUAAAAGAAACCAAAAUCUUCCAUGAAGAGAGAUACGGAAGUUUUUCUAAGAAAUAGAACUCCCUUCGUCUCAUUUUUCAGCUCUAUUAGGGGUUUCUUUAUUCAUAGUUACCAACUGGGCUUAUUUUUCGCUCUCUUUCUUAUACCCCCGCUAUUCCGCUACAAGAAAAAUAUACAUUAACAAGUAACAUUUUACAAAAUUGUUGAGGCUUUUGUGGCCACUUGUUGACAAUCUGCCUGUUGGCUCCUGUCUCGGGUUCUUCGGGCGACGUUCAUUAAUGAUUUUACUGACGUUUCGCCAGCACAAGUGGCUGGCAUUGUCAAAGCUUCACCCUCCACUGUUCACCACCGGCGAUGGAGGGUGAAGCUUUGACAAUGCCAGCCACUCGUGAUGGCGAAACGUCAGUAAAAUCAUUAGAUGAACGUCGGCCGAAGAACUCGAGACAGAAGCCUAUAGGCAGUUUGUCAAGUAACAUUUUAUUUUAUUUCUCAUAUUUUGAUAUUAUAAACCAAUAACCAGAAGUGUUUGAGAAUUUGCUGUUUUUCUAUUGUCGACUGCAAAUUUCCUACUGUCACAUCUUUACUUAGGUAAAUGAUGGUUCACUUACUACCUCAUGGAUUUGGUAUUGUUUAGUUUCUGUAAAAAUAGGGACCUGUUUCAAGUGUUUGUUUUUUACUAGAGAAAAUAUCUAUUACUUUUGUAUCUAAAUUUAAAUACAAGUCAUUCAUCCUGAGUUUUGUCAUACACUAAAGCUUUGGGGAGAAAAUCAAGAUAAAUAUAUUUUUGAAAUACAUUAGUAGGAUAAUAACAAAAACAAAUGUGAAAGUGCGGAGUUGUACAACUGUAAUACAAAAUUUAUGUCAAACUUUGUCUUACUGUUUAUCACACACGGUAUUUUUAUUUUUAAGAAAAGGUUCUUCCUGGAGUUAAGAUGUUUUGUAAAUACACUAAAAUUAUAUCGACAUGCAGGGUAAAUAGGAAUAUAUGUAUAUAUAUAUUUUUAUGCUUCUCAAAAGUUGUGCUGCUGGGAUUGUGUGAGCAGAUUCGACCUUACUAAUGGCCACACGAAGUAUUGGUUGAAAUGUUUGACAAAACUAUUAUAUGAUGGUUUGAAAUGGUGUCCUGUCACAUCUGGAUUCCAGAGAUAUCUCCACUGGUAUAUAGACAACCUUGAACAUACACUUUCCGCAUGAAACUUCAUGGCAUCUCAUGUGUAAAGCAAACUUCACAACGAUUACAAAAACAGUUAAUCUGCUUUAAAAAAAACUGAAAUGUCUUAAAUAAUGGUUGCCGUAACACAUUGUUUCAUAAGGGAACUGGGUUCCGACUGAGAAGGUAAAAUACCACUUACGUUCAGAAUCUGACUGGUAAAACAGGCUAAAAAUUCUUCAU
Molecule: messenger RNA, 3732 nt
Organism: Schistocerca gregaria
Lineage: Eukaryota; Metazoa; Arthropoda; Insecta; Orthoptera; Acrididae
Product: ly6/PLAUR domain-containing protein 6B-like
Exons: 6
Coding region: 152-667 (171 amino acids)
Molecular function (GO): acetylcholine receptor regulator activity
Source: RefSeq, a predicted model, not a curated record